AUGUUCAAGAUCCACACUCUUGCAGCAGCGACCGCCCUUAUCUGCGACGCGCUCGUCAGAGGCGCACCCACGCACGAUGCGCGAUGCCCAAGACAGUCUGCUGACUGUUGGGUACGCCGAAGCAGUGUCCUUCCACCUCCGCCGCGUUACCCCAAUGGCGGCUUCUACACAGGCCUGCCGGCUGGCGCGUUGCUGGAGACGAACAACACGCUGGAUCAUCCGACCGGGCCUGAGUAUCAGCUAGUGGUCGGCGAAGGCACGUAUGUCCUUCGAGAUGACAUGCACCUGGCGACACCGCCGCCGCACCCGAGCGAUGCGCCGCAACCGAAUAAUAAUCCUCUGGCGAUAAACACAGGCCCACCAACUGCAGGAACCAAGCUUUCAACAGCCGUCAUUGCACCACGGCGGCCCUUUUCACAGAGUCUGUUCCGAAUGACGACAGGGCAAAGCGGUCGCUCGCCAAUACCGCCCAGCAUACAAGAAGAAGCGCAGAGCCCAAAGAGCGAUACAGGCUCGAUUGUGAAUGGCUUCGGUUCAGCGUCAUACUAUGCGCACAUGCCGACUUUUGGAGACAACAACGAUGCGCUGCGUCCCGCGCCGGCGAAGAACAGCAAGAAGGAUCAGCGAGCGAAGCCAAAGAAUAACAUUGUGAAGUCGAACUCGUCCUACGUUUCGAGAGUGAUACCACAUGAAGCGUUACAAAAGCGCUUGAGCGAUCGGUCGCCGGAUGGCCUCAUGGUGUUUGCAAAUUGCAACCGAGCUUUAAUGUGGCUUGACCUAACGUCAGAUGUCAAGACGGAGAACAUGACCAAGAUUCUCUUCACGAAAGCGCACGUGCUAUGCCACGAUGUCAACGAGGCGACAAAGUCAACAGCGCAUUUGGAUGUCAUUCUUGGUUUCAACACGAGUGACAUCAUCUGGUACGAGCCGAUCUCGCAGAAGUAUGCACGAUUGAAUAAGAACGGCGUGAUUAAUCCGUCUCCGAUUUCGACAAUUCUCUGGCUCCCGCACAAGGAGAAUUACUUCAUUGCAGCCCAUAUGGAUGGCACGCUAGUCGUGUACGACAAGGAGAAAGAAGAUGCGGAAUUCGUGCCAGAGGAGCUAAAUUCGGUCGAGAACGGCUUCGAGAAUGACAGUCCCAGCACAAAAUUCCAUAUCAAGAAAAGCGUGCAGUCGAAGAAUCAGAAAACGAACCCCAUAGCAGCAUAUCAAAUGUCGAAUAUGAAAAUCAACAACAUGGCUUUCUCACCGGACGGCCAAUUACUCGCUGUGGUUUGCGAUGACGGAUGUCUGACAAUCUUCGACUACAUCAAUGAGCGCGUGCUGGACGUAUACCGAUCUUAUUACGGUGGAAUGCUUUGCGUGACGUGGUCUCCUGACGGCCGCUAUGUCCUUACCGGCGGACAAGACGACCUGGUCAGCAUCUGGUCCCUUGUCGACCAAGCGCUCGUGGCCCGCUGCGUGGGCCAUGACUCCUGGGUCACGGAUGUCAAGUUCGAUCCAUGGCGGUGCGAUGAAAGGAACUAUCGUUUUGGUAGCGUAGGCGAAGACUGCAGGCUACUGCUGUGGGACUUCUCCGUGGGCAUGCUUGGGCGGCCCAAGGCGAUGUCUGUCCGGCCUAGAACUAGCGUAUCGAGCCACUUCGCGAUGAACAGGAAGGAAUCUCAUGGCAGGUUACGGAGUAAUUCGAACCGAACGCAGUCGCAAGCGGACGGUGUCGACGGUGAAAGCACGCGGCCUCAGGGCGUGCAUCCCGUGGAUCCGAUGAGGAGCACGGCUGUGCUGCCUCCCGUGAUGUCGAAGGUGGUGGACACUCAUCCGCUAACUUGGUUGGGCUUCGAGGAGCGUUGCAUCAUUACGGCGAGCAAAGACGGGCGCGUUCGCGAAUGGGACCGUCCAAAGGACAGCGACGACAGGCAACAAAGUGCUGCGGGAGCUGGCGACAUGUGA
Messenger RNA from Baudoinia panamericana UAMH 10762, 1950 nucleotides. RefSeq lists its product as uncharacterized. Gene Ontology annotation, molecular function: protein binding. Lineage: Eukaryota; Fungi; Ascomycota; Dothideomycetes; Mycosphaerellales; Teratosphaeriaceae. The transcript has 3 exons. The record is from RefSeq and is a predicted model, not a curated record. Bases 1 to 1950 code for a protein of 649 amino acids. Gene Ontology annotation, cellular component: cell division site; cell tip; nucleus. Gene Ontology annotation, biological process: carbon catabolite repression of transcription.